Molecule: messenger RNA, 1311 nt
Organism: Penicillium verrucosum
Lineage: Eukaryota; Fungi; Ascomycota; Eurotiomycetes; Eurotiales; Aspergillaceae
Product: phosphatidylserine decarboxylase
Exons: 1
Coding region: 1-1311 (436 amino acids)
Biological process (GO): phospholipid biosynthetic process
Molecular function (GO): phosphatidylserine decarboxylase activity
Source: RefSeq, a predicted model, not a curated record
AUGGACCACACGAAAGCUCCGACCUACAACUCCAAAGAGGGGCUUGUUCUCGACCUGAAGAAUUUCAUCUGUCGCUGCCCAACUCGAGUGAUGAAGUUCAAUACCGCGAUCGAAUCUGCCGUCGAUGAUGGACCAGAAGACAUGAAGGCUGAAGGGAUUAUAACCCUAGACUCUUAUCUGCAAUAUUGCGAGAGACUUCUGCGAUGGGUGCCCAAUGUGGACACAACUGGUGAUGAACUGCUGCGCAAAAUCUUGGUCUUCUACUGGGUCUUCGAUCAGCCAUCUGUUCUCGGGCUCCAAACUCCGAUCUCGCCUGAAACUUCCAACAACGACCUAUCCUGGCUUUCAUACUGGCUCGUUUCCUUUGCCCGGCAACAGGGACAAUUUUUGAGUACCCCGGAGUCCGCAGGGCUUGUCUACACCUUUUAUCUGAAUCCGAAAUAUAACUCAGAUGCGGCGUUUUGGGAAAAGCCAGCAUCCGGUUGGCAGUCUUUCAACCACUGGUUUUCGCGUGAGUGGAAAAACAUCAAUAUCUCGCGGCCCGUUCAGGGUCUCUCAAAUGACCAUGUGAUCACGAUGCCCGCUGAAUCGACUUAUGCUGGAAAUUGGCCGAUCACCAAGGGAGAAAUUCAACUCCGGAUCAAGGGUGUGGACUAUUACCACUGGCCUGUCAAGGACCUGCUGCAGACCAAGGAAGAUACUUGGAAUGAGGGCCACUUUACCCACUCUUUCCUGGCACCCACUGAUUAUCAUCGUCAACAUGCACCAGUGAGUGGGGAGGUUAUUGAGGCAAGAGUCAUUCAGAACCAGGUGUAUUUGCAGGUGGCGAAGAACACUGCUACCGGCAGGAUCUAUGCGGAUCGCGCUAUGGUUCGUGCCCCAGCUGAAGUCAGGCGCCGGCGAGGUGUACGGGUUCAAUACGAGUCCGAAGGUGAAGAUGGUGAAGGUGGUGAAGAUGUCAGCCCUCGAGCCUCCAACAAGAACCAGGAUCUCGAUGCCCCGGAUGAUGCUGGCUACCAGUGGUGUCAGACUCGGGGGUUGAUUGUGAUCCAAACCGAGAAGUACGGCAAGGUAGCCAUUCUGCCUAUCGGAAUGGCUCAAGUAUCAUCAGUUGUGUUGACCGUGAAAAAAGGCGACCAUGUCGACAAAGGGCAAAACAUUUCAUACUUCCAGUUUGGCGGAUCUGACUGCGUGAUGGUUUUCGAAAAGAGAGUCGAUUUCCAAGUUAAACCAAAAGAGAAGGUGAAGGUCCGAAAGCAAGUCGCUACUUUUGAAGACUUGCCGAUUGUUGAUGACCUUCAAAAACGCUGA